Molecule: messenger RNA, 946 nt
Organism: Oryza sativa Japonica Group (Japanese rice)
Lineage: Eukaryota; Viridiplantae; Streptophyta; Magnoliopsida; Poales; Poaceae
Product: ethylene-responsive transcription factor ERF098
Biological process (GO): ethylene-activated signaling pathway; regulation of DNA-templated transcription
Molecular function (GO): DNA binding; DNA-binding transcription factor activity
Source: RefSeq, a predicted model, not a curated record
GCAUCGAUCAUUCAUGGAUGCCGAAUUGCCGCGAUCCGGGCAUCAUUUCGCGCCAGGAGACCCAAGAUCAUCGUGUCGCCCACGCUAUAAAUAGCUAGCUAGCUUGCCUUUAUGUUGCAUAUGCCAACUGCUACAUGCAGGACGUCUGAAACUAUCAUUAGUGACCUGCAGCGCCUGCAGUAUAUAUAUACAAGUAGUAGUGAGCAUGGAGGACGACAAGAAGGAGGCGGCGAGCAAGUACCGCGGCGUACGGAGGCGGCCGUGGGGCAAAUUCGCGGCGGAGAUCCGCGACCCGGAGCGCGGCGGCUCACGCGUCUGGCUUGGCACGUUCGACACCGCCGAGGAGGCCGCGCGAGCGUACGACCGCGCCGCAUUCGCCAUGAAGGGCGCUAUGGCCGUGCUCAACUUCCCAGGCAGGACGAGCAGCACCGGCUCUUCGUCGUCAUCGUCAUCCACGCCGCCAGCUCCGGUGACGACGAGCCGCCACUGCGCCGACACGACGGAGAAGGUGGAGCUUGUGUACCUUGACGACAAGGUGCUCGACGAGCUCCUUGCGGAGGACUACAGCUACCGCAACAACAACAACUACUGAUCCGGCCGUCGAUGAACUGAGACGGAUCGACAUGGGGCCGGUCGUCGGUACGCUCGCUGAAACGAGACCCGGAUUGCUAUCAAUAAGCAAGCAGAAGAAAACCGUCUCCUAUAUAUAGCUUCUUCUGUUGGCACAAGCAUAUAUGGGCAUGCAUGACACAUGCUACUGUGAAUUGACGGGUGUGUGCUGUGUGCAGACUACUAAACCACGCUUGCAAGUUGCACGUACGACGUGGUUGUCAAGAGCAUGCAGUCCACGAAGCAGAGAAAAACACCUGGUUCAUCAGUCUCAUGCAUCACCCAUCAUCUGCUUAGCAGCUAGUGUAUUUAUCAGUCAUGCAUGGGCCGGCAUGAG